AGUCUCUCUUGCUGUCAAAUUGUUUCUUAAAAAACACACCCACCUCGCAAUUUCUCUCUCCUAAGUCGAACGAACCCACUUCUUCGCAAUCGAUUAUUUUCUCUCUCUAAAUUCCCUCUCAAAUUACCUCAUUCAUUGCGAUUCUCUCACUUGCUGUUCCCUAUUCUCUCUCCUCUGACACACACGGCACCACCUUUCCUUUCCUCCUCUCUCUCUCUCCGUAAUCUCCUGCAUUUUUUGGUUUCCCCUGCUUCGCUCGCCACUUCCUCUCUCUAUAUUCUUUUAUUUUCUCUCUCUAACUUUUAUCUCCUAUUUUUUUCCUCCGCCUCCUCUUCCGGCCUAUCGGGCAAAGGCGAGUGCGCUGCUCGUACGAUCAGGCCAUGGCAUGGGGAUGUGCGCACCGGCUGCGGCAGCGUCGCCGAUACCGCCUCUGCCCAACUCCGGCGUACGGACAGUUUCGUGGCUUCGUCCGUACCUGGCGGACUCAUAAACUCAUCGUGCCCACUCUCUCUCUCUAACUUCCGACUCACGCCAAAUGACACGCUGCUCUGCUCCUCCCUCUCUCUCUCUCUCUCUCUAGACUCAGAGCUUUGUUCCUCUCUCUAGCUCUGGCUCUCUCUCUAGACUCAGAGCUUUGUUUCUCUCUCUAGCUCUGGCUCUCUCUCUUCGCUCGAUUUCUUGACUCGCUAUGGCCGUAACACGUGUUCUUUCUCUGCCAUUUCCUCUCUACUCUCUCUCUAGACUUUGGCUAUGCUUCUCUUUAGCUCUGCUGCCUUUAUUCUAUCUACCUCUGCCUCCUCUCUUUCUCUCUCUAGCUCUGGUUCCUUCUCUCUUUUUCUCUCUAGCUCAAGCUCCAUGACUAUUAACCCAUGGUUUCCUUCUUAAGCCACUGUUUAACGUUUAGUGCCUCUCUUGGUUCCUCUUCUCUCUCUCUAUCUUUCUCUCUGUUUUGCAAGAGGAGGAUAUUUGAUUGUUAAAUCGUUUCUUCCUAUCUCUGGUUAGUGUCUUAACACCUCUCUUUCUAUCUCUUUCUCUCUCUUCCUUGCUUACAUUGUCUUUUCGUACGCGCUCGUUCUCUCUUCUGUCUUUCUCUCUCUUGUUUCUACCACAUUGUUACUUAGGGGAUUUGCAUAGUGUCAUGGCGCGCUUGUUAUGGAGAGAGAAGAUGGAGGGUUUCACUGCAAUGGUGGUGCUCUUAGUGUUUUUACAGGCUCUCUCUGCUCAAUCAGACGAAGGGAGAGCUUUGCUAUCUCUGAAAGCGUCUUUCAGCGAUGUGGCCAACGUUCUUCUUGACUGGAAUGAGGAUUCCAUUGAUGACCAUUGUUCAUGGCGUGGGGUUUCUUGCGAUAACGUUACAUUCGACGUUGUUUCUCUGAAUCUUUCGAAUUUGAAUUUGGGUGGGGAGAUUGCACCAUCAAUCGGGGAUUUGAGGAACUUGCAGUCAAUUGAUUUCAAAGGCAAUCACUUAACCGGUCAGAUUCCUGACGAAAUCGGCAACUGUCAAUCCCUCAAGCUGCUGGACUUGUCAUCGAACGCUCUUUAUGGGGACAUCCCAUUCUCCAUCUCCAAGUUGAAGCAGCUUGAAGAACUAAUUUUGAAAAACAACCAGUUAACUGGCCCAAUACCUUCCACACUGUCGCAGAUCCCAAAUCUAAAGACAUUGGAUCUAGCACAGAAUCGGCUUAUUGGGGAUAUACCGAGAUUGAUAUAUUGGAAUGAAGUACUGCAAUAUCUGGGAUUACGAAGCAAUGUUUUGACAGGAACAUUGUCUCCUGAUAUGUGCCAGUUAACAGGGCUGUGGUACUUUGAUGUGAGGAGCAAUAACCUGACUGGAACAAUUCCGGACAGUAUUGGGAACUGUACCAGCUUUGAAAUAUUGGAUGUUUCGUACAAUCAAUUAACUGGUGAAAUUCCCUACAACAUUGGCUUUCUUCAAGUAGCUACAUUGUCUCUUCAGGGAAACAGGUUAAGUGGAAAGAUUCCUGAAGUGAUUGGCCUCAUGCAGGCUCUAGCUGUUCUGGAUUUAAGUGAGAAUGAAUUGGUUGGAACAAUCCCUCCAAUCCUUGGCAAUCUAAGUUACACUGGAAAAUUGUAUCUACACAGUAACAAACUUACGGGGCACAUACCACCAGAGCUGGGGAAUAUGACAAAACUUAGCUAUUUGCAAUUGAAUGAUAAUCAACUGGUUGGUGGGAUUCCUCCAGAACUAGGGAAGCUUGAAGAGUUAUUUGAGUUGAAUCUUGCCAAUAACUAUUUGGAAGGACCCAUACCUGAGAACAUAAGCUCCUGCACAGCCCUAAAUCAAUUCAAUGUUCAUGGAAAUUCUUUGAAUGGUACCAUCCCUUCUAAGUUUGAGAACUUGGAAUCCUUGACUUAUCUGAAUCUCUCAUCUAACAAAUUCAAAGGAACAAUUCCUGUAGAGCUGGGGCGCAUUGUGAAUCUUGAUACCCUGGAUCUCUCUGACAAUGACUUCUCUGGGUCAAUUCCAUCCUCUGUUGGUGAUCUUGAGCACCUUCUUGAAUUAAACUUGAGCAGGAACCGUCUUAAUGGGUAUGUGCCAUCCGAGUUUGGGAAUUUGAGAAGUGUUCAAGUCGUUGAUCUUUCUUGCAACAAAUUGGUGGGUGGGAUUCCUCCAGAGCUUGGUCAGUUGCAGAAUAUUGGCUCUUUGAUUCUGAAUAAUAAUCAACUGCAUGGAGAAAUACCUUCACAGUUGGCUAAUUGCUUCAGCCUUAAUACUUUGAAUCUCUCAUAUAAUAACCUAUCAGGGAGUGUACCAGAUUUGAAGAAUUUUUCGCAGUUUUCACCUGAAAGCUUCUUGGGAAACCCUUUGUUAUGUGGCAACUGGUAUGGAUCUUUCUGUGAGGUUUACGGCCGAGAUUCUAAAGUUGUGAUUCCAAGAGCUGCUGUUGUUUGUAUAACCUUGGGCUCCAUCGCACUGCUAGUCAUGGUUGUUGUUGCAAUUUACCGGUCGAUUCAGCCGAAGAAUUUCACAAAAGGAUCAAAGAUAACCACCCAAGGCAAGUUUCAAGGUCCCCCUAAGCUUGUAAUACUUCACAUGGACAUGGCUGUCUAUACCUAUGAAGACAUAAUGCGGUUUACUGAGAAUUUGAGUGAGAAGUUCAUUAUUGGCUAUGGGGCUAGCAGUACUGUUUACAAGUGCAUGCUGAAGAACUCCAAGCCAUUGGCCAUAAAGAGAAUUUACACUCAGUAUCCUCAUAACAUUCGUGAGUUUGAGACCGAACUUGUAACCAUUGGUAGCAUCCGGCACAGGAACGUUGUCAGCUUGCAUGCCUACUCUCUCUCCCCUCAUGGCAAUCUUCUCUUUUAUGACUAUAUGGAAAAUGGUUCUCUCUGGGAUCUCCUUCACGGGCCCUCAAAGAAGGUGAAACUGGAUUGGGAUGCUCGGCUAAAGAUAGCAGUAGGUGCUGCUCAGGGCCUUGCUUAUCUCCACCAUGACUGCAGCCCCAGGAUAAUUCACAGGGAUGUGAAGACCUCCAAUAUACUUUUGGAUGAGAACUUUGAAGCUCAUCUCUCUGAUUUUGGGAUUGCAAAAUGCAUUUCUUCUGCAAAAACUCAUGCCUCGACCUAUGUGAUGGGCACCAUUGGUUAUAUUGAUCCAGAAUAUGCUCGAACCUCAAGGCUGAAUGAGAAGUCUGACAUUUACAGCUUUGGGAUUGUUCUUUUGGAGCUGCUUACUGGGAAGAAGGCUGUUGACAAUGAGGCGAAUCUGCACCAACUGAUCCUAUCGAAAGCAGAUGAUAACACUGUAAUGGAGUCCGUGGAUUCAGAGGUAUCUGUGACCUGCACCGACCAUAAUCUUUUAAGGAAGACCUUCCAACUCGCCCUGCUCUGCACCAAGUGCCAGCCGUCAGAGAGACCCACAAUGCAAGAAGUCUCUCGAGUUCUUCUCUCCCUUCUUCCUCCUCCCCCUACCUCUACUACCAAGCCUUCCUCAACAUCAAGCAGGCUCGUUAUGACCUAUAGCCAAUACAUAGAUGAGUACUCUGAUGUUAAAAAAGAAGCUGUAGCCGGGAAUUUGACCCACAAUAGCACGACUGACCCUCAUUGGUUUGUGAGGUUUGGUGAAGUCAUCUCUCAAAACACUCUUUGACCAAUCCAUAGAAACCGAAUAGGGGUGGCUCACAGGUUUUGUUGAAGAUAUAGAGCUUUUGGCUAUAUAGGAUCUGAUGGGUAGAAAUUUUUGGUUUUUAUGUCGAAAUUUUACCUGUUGCUUUAACGUGGGGGUCUCGGAGUGUCACGGGUGGCCUUAAUCUGUUCUAAUUUUGUAGAAUUUACAGAUGAUUGAAACUCUAAUGACUUUUGUUAUUUUGGAGUACAUGAAAGAAAUUGAACUUGUUUGUAAUGAUCAAAUACAAGAAAGAAAAUUGUACUUGUCUGCGGAUCAAGUACAUGAAAGAAAUUCUGCUUGUU
Messenger RNA from Amborella trichopoda, 4431 nucleotides. It is a transcript of the gene ERL1, whose product is annotated as ERECTA-like 1. The record is from RefSeq and is a predicted model, not a curated record. Gene Ontology annotation, biological process: protein phosphorylation. Lineage: Eukaryota; Viridiplantae; Streptophyta; Magnoliopsida; Amborellales; Amborellaceae. Gene Ontology annotation, molecular function: receptor serine/threonine kinase binding; protein kinase activity; ATP binding.